ACAAAUCAACACAGAGGGACAAUAAAAUUAAAAAAAAAACUCAGAAAAAGUCUGUCUCUCACUCAUUUCUGAUUUCUUCAUCUUCUCUUCCUCGACCCGACAUUCCAGUGUGAAGUAAAAAUGGGUCCCGGAGGAGAAGGGAUGUCUCUUGAAUUCACUCCGACGUGGGUCGUCGCCGCAGUUUGUACGGUAAUCGUCGCGAUUUCACUGGCGGUGGAGCGUUUGCUUCACUAUUUCGGUACUGUUCUUAAGAAGAAGAAGCAAAAACCUCUUUACGAAGCCCUUCAAAAGGUUAAAGAAGAGCUGAUGUUGUUAGGGUUCAUAUCCUUGUUACUGACGGUAUUCCAAGGACUCAUUUCCAAAUUCUGUGUGAAAGAAGAUGUGCUUCUGCAUAUGCUUCCAUGUUCACUUGAUUCAAGACGAGAAGCUGAGGCAAAUGAACAUAAAAACGUUACAGCUAAAGAACAUUUUCAGACUUUUCUCCCUAUUGUUGGAACCACUAGGCGUCUACUUGCUGAACAUGCUGCUGCUGAAGCUGGUUAUUGUAGCCAAAAGCAUAAAGUACCAUUGCUUUCGGUUGAGGCAUUGCACCAUCUACAUAUCUUCAUCUUCGUCCUCGCCAUAUCCCAUGUGACAUUCUGUGUCCUUACUGUGGUUUUUGGAAGCACAAGGAUUCACCAAUGGAAGAAAUGGGAGGAUUCGAUCGCAGAUGAGAAGUUUGACCCCGAAACAGCUCUCAGGAAAAGAAGGGUCACUCAUGUACACAACCAUGCUUUUAUUAAAGAGCACUUUCUUGGUAUUGGCAAAGAUUCAGUCAUCCUCGGAUGGACGCAAUCCUUUUUCAAGCAAUUCUAUGGAUCAGUGACGAAAUCAGAUUACGUGACUUUACGUCUUGGUUUCAUUAUGACACAUUGUAAGGGAAACCCCAAGCUCAAUUUCCACAAGUAUAUGAUGCGCGCUCUAGAGGAUGAUUUCAAACAAGUUGUUGGUAUUAGUUGGUAUCUUUGGAUCUUUGUCGUCAUCUUCCUGCUGCUAAAUGUUAACGGAUGGCACACAUAUUUCUGGAUAGCAUUUAUUCCCUUUGCUCUGCUUCUUGCUGUGGGAACAAAGUUGGAGCAUGUGAUUGCACAGUUAGCACAUGAAGUUGCAGAGAAACAUGUAGCCAUUGAAGGAGACUUAGUGGUGAAACCCUCAGAUGAGCAUUUCUGGUUCAGCAAACCUCAAAUUGUUCUCUACUUGAUCCAUUUUAUCCUCUUCCAGAAUGCUUUUGAGAUUGCGUUUUUCUUUUGGAUUUGGGUUACAUAUGGCUUCGACUCGUGCAUUAUGGGACAGGUGAGAUACAUUGUUCCAAGAUUGGUCAUCGGGGUCUUCAUCCAAGUGCUUUGCAGUUACAGUACACUGCCUCUUUACGCCAUUGUCUCACAGAUGGGAAGUAGCUUCAAGAAAGCUAUAUUCGAGGAGAAUGUGCAGGUUGGUCUUGUAGGUUGGGCACAGAAAGUGAAGCAAAAGAGAGACCUAAAAGCUGCAGCUAGUAAUGGAAACGAAGGAAGCUCUCAGGCUGGUCCUGGUCCUGAUUCUGGUUCUGGUUCUGUUCCUGCUGCUGGUCCUGGUGCAGGUUUUGCAGGAAUUCAGCUCGGCAGGUUAACAAGAAACAACGCAGGGGACACAAACAAUGAGAUUACGCCUGAGCAUAACAACUGAGCAAAGAUAUUAUCUUUUCCAUUUAGAAGAUCAUCAUCAGAUUUAGCUUCAAGGUCCGGUUUUGUUGUUAUACAUAAAAGCCAUAGUGACUUGAUUUUUUGUUUUGUUACAAAGUUACCAUCUUUGGAUUAGAAUUGGGAAUUGAAUCUGUUUUGUAUAUGUUGUAUUAUUUGGAACAUUGUAGUUAGUGUGAUGCUCAUUCUAGAUCUUCGGUUCAAUUAUUUUGGUUUUGGGUUAUAAAAUAUGAAA
Arabidopsis lyrata subsp. lyrata is the source of this 1950-nucleotide messenger RNA. Its product is annotated as MLO-like protein 1. Gene Ontology annotation, cellular component: membrane. The record is from RefSeq and is a predicted model, not a curated record. The coding region runs from base 121 to 1701 and encodes 526 amino acids. The transcript has 13 exons. Gene Ontology annotation, biological process: defense response. NCBI's taxonomy places the organism in Eukaryota, Viridiplantae, Streptophyta, Magnoliopsida, Brassicales, Brassicaceae.